AGGUGUUAUGUAUACCAAUAAUCUUAAGUAUCAAUAUGUAAGAAUGCUUGUAACUACCCAAACACAAGUCCGAAAGGAUACAUAAUUCGUUAAUUGUACCAAGCAAUGUUUGAAGUUUGAGUUUCGCUUUUGUGGUACUUUCAGUCGUGCGUUACGCUGAUGGCCAAAAGCAAUAAUUCUGUUUUCGACCCAUGGAAUACUUUUUACGAAACCCCAGAAGAGCAAGCUGCCAUAAAACAGAGAGCGAAAAUGAGGGAUGCAAUGAAGGCUGAGUACAGGAAACGAUAUACAAAUCCAUUCAACCCCCCAAUGGGUCAUUUGCACGAUCCUGCAUUGCAACACCAUUUUUCAGCCCAGGUUACAUAUGCAGAAUAUUUACGUCCAUUCCCCAAAUUGGGACUAAUCGCCCUUGGAGUUUUAGGCGUAGGGUGUCUAGCGAUGGUAAUAAAAGGAAGGCUUAAGAAACGCCGGUUCCAAGAAUAUGAUUGUGGUGAAUUGACUUAUCGAGAAAGAUGGGGAAGAAAUACAUGGUUAUAAAACUCUGUAUGAUUUCUUUUAACUUUGUAACCAAUUCAUUAGUUAAUUGAAAUAAAUUAGAUCACCUUAU
Schistosoma curassoni is the source of this 607-nucleotide messenger RNA. The record is from the annotation of a GenBank genome assembly. Lineage: Eukaryota; Metazoa; Platyhelminthes; Trematoda; Strigeidida; Schistosomatidae.